AUGUUCAUUUACCAAGGCAAAUUCAACUGGGGCAAGUGGGCUCAAGAUGAGACCGCCGUCAUCAUCUUACCCUCGGGACCAAUCCGUGUUGGCGAUAUUGUCUGGUUUUUAUCUCAAUGGACUAACGGUUACCCCGAGAAGAGAGUCGAUAAGCUCAACUUAGCCUUGAGAAUCCCCAUCCAUCGGGCCCCCAUAACAAAGAAAGGUGACGAUACUAUCAACCCCAGCCCUGUGUACUUCAAUUGGGAGAUAACAUCUAGCAAUGGAUAUGAAAAGCUCCAUGUUGUUAUCUCCCGCGAUGGGGACAAGAGCGAGAUGGAGUUUAACCGGAUCUGGAUGCCCGAGGGAGAGUGGCUGAGAGAAUGCGGCCGUCUUUGGUUGGGUAAGAUCAAUUGGACCACGCUUGCGACUAAUGAGUUCUGCCUUUUUGUCGUCCCUGAGGGAUUCGGUGAAGGGCGCCCUGUGCAUGCAAUGUGGCAGUGGACUAAAGACAGCGAGGGCAAAGAAAAAGUGCCAAGCUUCCACUCUGCACAGCAGAAGAUUGCUUCUCUUGACGAUAAGGGUGCUUGGCUUUCUUUCGACGCCGGCUAUGAAGUCACCUGCAACUGGACCAAGGCAACUGAUAUUCUUACUGUCCAUAUGAAGGGACAGGAGGCGGACGCCGAUCUAGGCGAGUACAAGCUCCUGGCAGUUACCAAUCCUCACACCCAUGAAUGGGACGCCCCGCUCCCUCCGCCUCAGAAUGCUGAACUCCAAGUCCGCCUGCCCCAGCCUGAGCCCUCACUCCCUCGUGUCCUCGACCCUCUUCCUUUCCCGAUCGGAAUCAUCGAGAACUUGAGGCACGCAGUCGCCUACGCCGAUCAAGCUGGCUACCUUGUCAAUUACGCGCAUGAGCGAUUUAAUCAAUUGGACAUCAAUUUCCAUCUUCGAGGCGAGGUGAUUGAGGAGCGCAACGCUGCGAUCGCCGAAUUUAGGAUAGAGGUCAAGAAGCUUGAAGAUAACCUUACGGUUGAGAAAGCAAAAGUCACGGACUUGACCAAGAGACUUGAUGAAGCCCGAGCUACCUACGAAGCCAAGUUGAAGGAGAAAGACGAGGAAAUCAAGAAGGAUGAGGACCAGAUCAAGAAAGACCGCGGGCAUGAUAUUGACGACCACAAGACCAUUGACAGACUGGCAGCCCAACUUGAAUACGAACGCGCUUCCAAGGCCGAGGUGCAGAAGAACCUCGACCAGACCAAAACAGCACUUGCUGCGGCAGAGGCUAGUUUGGCUACUGCCAGCGCGACUAUCGCUAAUCUCACCACCCGCGUUGCCUCUCUUGAAGCUGAGCUUGAAGUUGAGAAGAAGGAUAUUGACAGGUUGCGGAAGGAUGCCAAGCAGAAGACAGACAGAAUCUCGCAGCUCGAGAGAAACAACGCUGAUCUACAGUCCAAGCUUAACGGAGCCCUCCAAGAUGUCAAGAACAAGCAAGUCCAGAUCAACGCCAAGGACUCAACCAUUCGUGAUCAAUCUUAUCGAAUUGACAACCUUGUCAAGGAAUCCAACGCCAAGUCGAUCACUAUAAGCAACCUGCAGUCGCAGAUCAAUAACCUACAGCAGCAGAUCCGAAACCUGCAGUCAACGCCAGUCUUCAAGUUCAGGUGCAACAUCAAGUGUCAACAGCCCAGCCACAGGGAGAUCGCGGUUGAUCUCACUAAUGGAGGAGGAGCCAGUACGCCUGUCCAAUGCUACUCCCUCGUGAACAAUUGCAAUCAGACCUGGGAUAUGUAUUCUAUCGGCGAUCGCAACAAUGUCGUAGUCAUCAAGAACACGCGUAACAACUACAUUCUCUGGUCUGCUGGACGCAACCAGAAGGCUCGAUGUGACCCUGGUAGAGACACAUCUGACCAGGCAGCGCAGUGGGAACUAGAGGGAACGACCCUCGACUCAAUUAACAACAACACCGUGUUCAAAAUCCGAAACGUGAAGUAUGGCAUGUAUCUCGAUUUGCAGCAGGGCGACACCUCGAACUACACGCCUUUUCUUACCUGGGAUGGCAAUAACGGAUUGAACCAGAAGUUCAAGAUCUCGAAGCACUAG
Molecule: messenger RNA, 2079 nt
Organism: Fusarium musae
Lineage: Eukaryota; Fungi; Ascomycota; Sordariomycetes; Hypocreales; Nectriaceae
Exons: 6
Coding region: 1-2079 (692 amino acids)
Source: RefSeq, a predicted model, not a curated record